GCUGUGCAUCCCACCACCGUUCAUCUCGCCUCGUGGUAAGGAUCACACCCUGACAAUCACUCAAGGACGGCAGCAGGAUUCAAAAAUGUCAAGACAGCGGCAUUUUCUAUCGCGGGAUUAGGGUACCUUGGAUGGAGAAAGGAAGAAAGGAACUAGCAGACUCGUUCGUAGAGGAACCUAGCAUCCUCGCGUCCACCAACACAGUAUGAAAUACACCAGCACAGAGACAUGACCAGCAUGGAGUGCUUGAAAAUGGUACCUUGGUCUAUUUCAAUCUCUUUAUUAUGGAUGUGGCGUACUUGAAAACACAGAGCGGACUAUGUAUUACUGAUACAUAGUCGUGGCCGUCAGUUACUCCAAACCGGGUGAUAUUCUGUAUCGCUCAAGUAACUCCACCAGAGCGACAACCUUACAGCCUUAGGAUACAUGCUCACGCGUCUCUCUUUCCACACAGAUACCAACGCUCGUCAUAAUGAACCCCGAAAAACUUGCCAAGCUCCAGGCCAACCAAAACCGCUCCAAGGGUGCUCCCCGCCGCGUGAUCAAGAAGGCUCACCGCCCUGUUGCCCAGGAUGAUCGCAAGCUCCAGGGCGCUCUCGAGAAGUUGUCGCUUGUUGCCCAGCCUUAUGUCGAGGAGGUCAAUAUGUUCACACAGGAGGGCACUGUUCUUCACUUCCGUCAGCCCAAAGUCCACGUCUCGGCUGCCUCCAACACCUAUGCCAUCUAUGGCCGUGGUGAGGAGAAGGAACUCACGGAGCUCCUUCCCGGAAUCUUGAACCAGCUCGGUCCUGAUUCCCUGGCUAGCCUCCGCCGCAUUGCCGAGAGCUACCAGCAGAGCGCUGCCGGCCAGGCCGCCAUGGCUGCCGCUGGCGUCCAAGCUGGCGACGAUGACGACGAAGUGCCCGAUCUGGUCGAGAGCUUCGAGGAGGCUUCGAUUGAGGAGACCAAGGUUGAGGAUGCUGAGGAGAAGAAGGAGGCUUCUGCCUAAUCGUUCGAGCGGAUCGAUGAAAUGUAUAAGGUCGACUUCAAAAGGAAUAAAAUGCACAGAUAUUGCUUGAAUACUAUACAAUACACCACAGCACAGCACAGCACAACAAGGCGAUAUCGACUGCACAAGGAAGCC
Messenger RNA from Gamsiella multidivaricata, 1123 nucleotides. RefSeq names its product putative transcription factor BTF3a. The transcript has 2 exons. Lineage: Eukaryota; Fungi; Mortierellomycota; Mortierellomycetes; Mortierellales; Mortierellaceae. The record is from RefSeq and is a predicted model, not a curated record. Gene Ontology annotation, cellular component: nascent polypeptide-associated complex; cytosol. Bases 473 to 988 code for a protein of 171 amino acids.